Molecule: messenger RNA, 1095 nt
Organism: Coprinopsis cinerea okayama7#130
Lineage: Eukaryota; Fungi; Basidiomycota; Agaricomycetes; Agaricales; Psathyrellaceae
Exons: 2
Coding region: 1-1095 (364 amino acids)
Source: RefSeq, a predicted model, not a curated record
AUGACUUCGGACUCGCCUUCGAAGAAUGAUAAAGUAGGACUGAGCAUUCAAGAUGCUCAGGAAAUAGUCCGGAAACACUUCACUGACGAGAAGACCGUCGUGUCCAACUUGCGCGAGAUCGACCACUACGGGUACAGCUUUUCACAAACCUCAAAGAUCUACGUCGUAGAUCUCCAAUCAGAGGACAACACGAAAUCAUCCUGCUUCAUCACAGUCGCGCAGGACCCAACCACCUCGACGAGCAAGUACCAAACCAACGCCCUCCAAGUCAUCCACAACCUCCUCGAAACAAUCCGCUCAAAGACAGCCAUACCCAUCUCCGACUCUGUGCUCGACACAAGCCGCGAGAUCAUACCCUACGACUACCUCCUCUCGCCACCAUCGCCAUUCGCAUCGUCCGAUAUCAUCUCCCUCCGCGAAGCCAAGCGCCGAAACGUCCUCGACCCGAAACAUCAAGUACUCAUAGACCUUACCCUCGGCCAAUUUCUCGCCCAACUGCACACCAACGUCCAGAACGACUGGUUCGGUGUGCCAGCGCUUAAAGAACCCGGGGAACCGUCGUAUAGCUGGCAGGAAACCUUCACGCUCUUAUUCGAAAGUUUCAUGGAAAACGUCAAGCACAAGGGAGGGUACGAGGGCCUCCCAUACGAUGAUAUCCAAUUGUACAUGUCAAGGGCGAUCGCUUUCUUCCUGUUCGACGAUGUCGAGGUCCCUUCGUUAAUCUGGCUCACUGGUUCAGAGGAUGACAUCUACAUCUCCCUCCCAACACACCCAUCAACAAAGAUACCCAGCAUCGCUGCACUACUUCCCAGUCUGACGCACGCCGUUUGGGGAGAUCCUCUCCUCGAAACCAUGUUCAUGGACCUUAACAACUCGAAGACGAUUUUGGAAGGCUAUACGGCGAGCGGUGGAGGCCCUUUGAUUUCGUUUCCCCGACAAAAGACGAAGCGACUGUGGUACACGAUCUUCCUGGCGUUUGUCGUUAUCUCCGAGUCAAACGAGCCAUUGACAUUGGAGCAGCAACAGAAGAGGGAUUGGGCGAAAGAAACCAUCGUUCGGAGCGUAACGUUGUUGAGGGAUAGUCCCUGUUAUUAG